This is a messenger RNA of Aedes albopictus (Asian tiger mosquito), 2910 nucleotides long. Its product is annotated as aminopeptidase N-like. Gene Ontology annotation, biological process: proteolysis; peptide catabolic process. Bases 42 to 2819 code for a protein of 925 amino acids. The record is from RefSeq and is a predicted model, not a curated record. NCBI's taxonomy places the organism in Eukaryota, Metazoa, Arthropoda, Insecta, Diptera, Culicidae. The transcript has 3 exons. Gene Ontology annotation, cellular component: cytoplasm. Gene Ontology annotation, molecular function: metalloaminopeptidase activity; zinc ion binding; peptide binding.
UCUUUCUAGUAGUACUUAUCCCUCUUAGGGAAACAAGUGGAAUGGUUUUGAAGCAAGUGUUUUUGUGUGCUCUAGUAGUUCUGUCGGUUUCGGCUGAUCAUCCCUUAUGGCGCAAACUAGAAGGAGACCUCUCGGAGGAACCGGAAGUCGAACUGCUUCAGGAAGUUAACGAAGCGUACAGGCUUCCUACAGUCACCGUUCCCACGCACUACAAUCUUCAUCUGAAGACCGCGAUUCAUCAAAAUAACCGACAGUUCCAAGGAACGGUCGAAAUAUUCUUCAAUGUGCUGGAGUCAACCGAUACAGUAACCGUUCAUAACCGUCGCCUAUCGAUAUGGAAGGUCACGUUGUACUCGGUCUCCGGGGAAGUUCAAACGGAGCUGGAAUCUCCGGAAUUUUCGACGGAUGCAGAGACGGAACAUCUCGCAAUCAAACACAGCUCCGUAAUGGAACCCGGAAGUUACAUGGUCAAGCUGGAAUUCAAUGGAGGGUUGCAGGACAACAACAACCAAGGCUUUUUCGCAUCGUCCUACCUGGAUAACGAUGGAAAACGUCAUUAUCUAGCCUCGAGCAAGUUCGAACCAACCCACGCUAGAUCGGCAUUCCCGUGCUUCGACGAACCGAAACUAAAGGCCACUUUUACGCUCUCUAUAACCCACUCGAAGGACUACAAUGCGGUCGCCAACAUGCCUCAGGACGGCGCUCUGAUCCCGGAUGUCGACGAUGCCGACUACGUGACCACCAAGUUCCAGAAGUCGACCAAAAUGUCCACCUACUUGUUGGCGUUUGCCGUGUCGAACUUCCGGAUUCGUACCAGCGGUUACCAAACGGUUUAUGCCCGGCCGAACGUUUACGAAGAAACCGAAUAUCCCCUGCAGGCUGGAGUGGAUAUCCUGAACGCCCUGAGUGCGUACACCGGUGUGGAGUAUACCAAGUACAUGCCCAAGAUGACGCAGAUCGCCAUUCCGGAUCGCGGCUCCGGGGCCAUGGAAAACUGGGGCUUGGUAACGUAUGGUGAACCCGUCCUGUUAUUCAAUCCGGCGAUCAACUCCUAUCGCACCAAGAAGAAUGUCGACACAAUCAUCGCGCACGAGUAUGCCCACCAGUGGUUCGGCAACUUGGUCAGCCCCGACUGGUGGUCCUAUAUCUGGCUGAACGAAGGAUUCGCUACGGUGUACGAAUACUUGGCGGCUCAGCUGGCCUACCCGGAGACCAACUACUGGGACCUGUGGGCCGUGGAGGUCAUUCACAAUGCCUUCUCGGCGGAUGCCCGAGAAUCGGUUCGACCCAUGACCUGGAAUGCGGCGACUCCGAGUGAGAUCGCUGGCCUGUUCGAUACCGUUGCGUACGAUAAGUCCGGAAGCGUCCUAAACAUGUUCCGCGUCGCAUUCCAAGACGACAACUGGAGAGAAGGUCUCGUAUCCUACUUCAACAGUAGAGAACUAGACGGAGCCGUAGCUGAUCACCUCUACGAAGGAAUACAGUUUGCGGUCAGCGGAAAGGAUGUUCUACCUAAGGCAUUCAACGUCAAAGAUGUGAUGGACUCGUGGACAACUGUGGCAGGAUUCCCUUUGCUGACGGUGCGUCGAGACUACAAGACUGGAGAAAUCGUUGUCUCCCAAGAACGGUUCUACAGUGAUCGUCAGUUGCCAAAUGACCACGUAUACCACGUUCCGUACAACUACGCUACGAAGUCUACGCCCAACUUUGAAACUCUUAGCUUCGAAUGGUUAUCUACCAAAGCAACUAAGCUGACAACGACGAUUCCAGCUGAAGAUUGGGUCAUCUUCAACAAGCAACAAACCGGCUACUACCGAGUGAACUACGAUGCCAAGAACUGGCAGUUGAUCACCGACGCACUUCAGCAGAAUCCUUCGGCCGUCCACGUCCAGAAUCGCGCUCAGUUGAUCAACGACGCCUACAACCUGGCUAGAGCCGAACGUCUCGAUUUGACCGUGCCGCUGAACCUAAUGACGUACUUGAAGCAGGAAACCUCAUACCCACCAUGGGCGGCAGCUAGCUCCGUCCUUACCUACUUCAACAAUAAGCUUCGCGGCACUUCACAGUACCAGUACUUCAUCAACUACGUCACGCAACUUAUCCAGCCAAUUUACUCAGUUCAUUCAGUUGACAGCGUGCCGGACACUGAAACCACCAUGGAGAAAUACCUCAAACAAACCAUCACCACGUGGGCUUGUCGAGUCGGACUCCAAGACUGUAUCACACGCACAGGAAACGCCUUGAGAACCGCAGUGGCCGCCAACACUCCAGUUCAUCCGGAUAUCGCCACUGUAGUCUACUGCUACGGUUUGCACCAAACCGGACAAACGGAAUUCGUCUGGCUGUACGAACGCCUCCUAGCGUCCAAGAACCAAGCCGAACGAGCCGUCUUGAUCGACUCGCUGGGUUGUUCUCAAGAAAAGGAGUUCCUCAAGUCGUUCCUCAUGACUUCGAUCGGUAGCGGGGCGACGUUCAACUUCCUGGAAACCGAGCGAACCCGUAUCGUGUCGUCCGUUUACUCCGCAUCGCGCGUCGGAGUCGACGCACUGCUCGAGUUCCUCAGCGAUGGAUCGCUCAUCGAUGAGUUCGUCAGCCGACUUGGCCAGAGCACAUUGAACAGUGCCGUGUCUAACAUUGCAUCCCGUACGAAUAACGUUGAAGAGUUGGAACAGUUGGAAGGUCUUCUGAACGCGUUGGGUGAAAAGAUUUCGGCUAAUACCGCCACCUCGGCGAGAACCACUGCCCGGAAUAAUAUGGCUUGGUUCAAUACGCUGGAGGGACUCGUAGCGGAAGAGUUCUUCGGGGCGUACACGCAGUAAUAUCAUCAGUUCACCAUCGAUAGGGGUGUUUACUCUUUCUUCAGAGUACGCUAUGAGUAUUAGAAAUAAAUUAUGCCUGGAUAAAAAUAAA